AUGGCGUCGCCGCCGGCGACGUGGUCGGUCACCGCGUGCCUUACUUACCGCGGCGGGCUGGAGAUCCGCGCCGCCGCAGAGAACAUUCUCCCCGGCUGGGGCCACGGCGGCGAGCGCCUCUCCUUCCUCCUCCGCCUCCGCCGCCGCCUCCGCCUCGCCGUCACCUCCCAGUGCGGCCGCGCGCCCGCGCCCGCGCCCGCAGAUCCCGACAAGAAGCCGCGCGGCCUCAAGCUCCUCCGCUCCCUGCGGACCGGGCUCCCCUGCAUUUGGCGCCGCAAGAAGCCGCCGCGCGCCGCCGCGGUGGCCAAGCCGGGUUCUCGCUCUCAGGCGAUCCCCUCUCUGCUGAAGGAUCGAGCUUUGAUGCGGCCGGCGACGACGGUGGCGCUGUGCUCCGUCGCCGCGCUCGCCGUCGCCGCGGCUUCCGUCGCGGCGCUUCGCCUCGUGGCCGGGUUCUUGAUACCGAGCGCGAGCUGCGGAUCAUGGAGAUGCUUCUUGGCGAAGAAAUUCGUCAGGUUCUUGGGGCCUCCUCUCUUCGAGUGGAUCUCCAAGAUUAGCCUGAAAUUUGUGGAUCCUCCAGCUCUCGGCGAGUGGCUCGGGCUCCCGAAGCUUGGACUCAAGUGGCUCUUCAACAAGUAG
This is a messenger RNA of Triticum turgidum subsp. durum (durum wheat), 636 nucleotides long. The record is from the annotation of a GenBank genome assembly. NCBI's taxonomy places the organism in Eukaryota, Viridiplantae, Streptophyta, Magnoliopsida, Poales, Poaceae.